Trichogramma pretiosum is the source of this 893-nucleotide messenger RNA. RefSeq lists its product as uncharacterized. Bases 1 to 687 code for a protein of 228 amino acids. Lineage: Eukaryota; Metazoa; Arthropoda; Insecta; Hymenoptera; Trichogrammatidae. The record is from RefSeq and is a predicted model, not a curated record. The transcript has 3 exons.
AUGAGCUUAACAAAACCAUCAACGGUAACUAGGGUCGUCACAGGAAUUCGUUUUAGAAAAGUCAAUGAUGUUUUUCAUCUUCAAGUGGAACAAGCCGAACUUUUACCAUCGGCUACAAUUGAUCCAAACACUAAAUCUUGGGUAAAAGUCGAGGAGUAUAAGACAACCGACAGUGAUGUGUCGGAAGGCGAAGAUUAUAAUAAAUUGAGCUGGGAUCUUAGAUCAUUCGAGCUGGGCGACAUUGAACUCGAUAAAGAUUACGUUGUGACUGGUGUAAGAUUCACUGUAGAUAAAGGUCUUACUGCAAAUGAAGGUCUUAUAAGAUUAGAUGUUCGAGGCACUCGAUUUAAUUUUCAGAAUGGAAAACUCAAAGUUAAACAACAUUUGUGGCACCAGCACACAAAAUCUAAAGACCAGCUGAAACAAUUUAAACUGGAACACACCGAUUUACCUCCUACCCAUCCGAUAAACGAAGACGUUUCGUAUUCUGAAUCAAGUCAGUACAUUACAUUGACGACGAGCAGUAUGGAGCAAGAUGUCGGACAAACUGUCGUGCCAUUUGUAGACUUACAACCUGUCGUAUCGGAACACCCUGACGUUGCAUUGUCAGGGGUCGGAUUAUUCCAUAAAGGCUACAAAAAGAAGGCGGCUGGAUAUUUAUCAGUAAAGAUUUUAACGUAUAGAUAGAGAGGAAAGGAAAUUCCCAUUAAAUUUGUAAUAAGUUUUCGAUAAACUCGUGCCCUCAAACUUAAUUCUCCCCCUGCUUCGGUCUAUAUUUAAUUUUUCCAAUUUAGUUAUCCGAAAAUCACAUUUCCUUGAUACCCCAACCAAUAGUAACAUCACUGACUAAAAUGAAAAUGUUAUUUUCUGUUACUCCAGAAAAAUAGUACACC